AUGGUCACAAGCGUUCCUGAAGAGCUGUCACCUGAAGAGCCGUGCAAAGAAGAAUCUGUAAAUACCUUAGAAAACUCUUCAAGUGAUGAAUACCUUUCCGAUGACAAUGAUGAUCCAGCCUACAUACCCGAGCGUUCAGUGGAGACACCAGUAUGUAAUAUUAAUUUGCGCCCACGUAGAGCUGUCCAGUAUGCAGAGAAAGAUGACCAUGAUCAGGUAUUUUACACUCAAGAGGCUUCGUUGGUGGGAGUUGUACGUGAGGUACAUACAGACUACAAGGAGAUCCCUCAUCUGUUCGAGAUCAGGCCGCAGUUCACAUCGUGA
Messenger RNA from Danaus chrysippus (African queen), 324 nucleotides. The record is from the annotation of a GenBank genome assembly. NCBI's taxonomy places the organism in Eukaryota, Metazoa, Arthropoda, Insecta, Lepidoptera, Nymphalidae.